CAGAGGGAUUCCUCAAAUUAAAACUUAUCUUUCAAAAUUCACAAUCAAUUGAUGCCACUACAAGUCUCCAAAUGGAUGGACAAAAUCAGAAACCCAAAAAAUUAUUAAACCGAAAAACAAAAAAGGUGGGUUUUGGGACCCACUUUUGAGGGGGUUCCACAACACACUCUCAUAGCCUACCACCAUCAAUGGUGCAGAAACCAGAACCCCUCCCCUCUCUGUCAAUAAUUCCUCCCCAACCAAGCAUCCUACACUAAGUUCUAUUCUUUUUUUUCUUUCUUUUUUUCUAUUUUUAUUAUUAUUUUAUUUUAAUAUUCUUAAAUAAUUAGGAACGCUUGGUUUUGUUUUUCCAUUUUUAUUUUUAUUUUUCCUAUCCUACCCUUCCCUAAAAAGCUAUAAUACACCUCCCCUAAGUCUUCUCUUUGACUUGAUUCUCACCCACCAUUUAAAACCCCACCACCUUCUAUUUUCUUUAUAAUCAAUACCACCACCGCUCUCCUAUUUAGUAAUUCAAAUAUAUUCUCUACUUAGUUACCAUUUUUUCUCGCAGACUCAAGUCAAGCACUUAGAGAGCAAGAGAGAAAGAGAUGGCAAAGGAGUACCAGAAGAACAGCAUGUUCAUUGAACAUAGCACUCAGACUACAGGAGUAGUGCUUGAGAACGGUGAUUUCCGCAAGAACGUCGACGAAGAUGGACGUCCAAGAAGAACUGGGACAUGGUUGACGGCAAGUGCUCACAUCAUAACGGCGGUUAUCGGUUCUGGAGUACUGUCGUUGGCUUGGGCCAUUGCUCAGUUGGGUUGGGUUGCAGGGCCUGCUGUUCUCAUGGCCUUCUCUUUCAUCACCUACUUCACUUCUUGUCUUCUCGCUGACUGUUAUAGGUCGCCGGACCCUAUCAGCGGAAAAAGAAACUACACUUAUAUGGAUGUCGUUAAAUCUUAUUUAGGUGGUAGAAAAGUGCAGCUUUGUGGGCUGGCUCAGUACGGUAAUCUCAUUGGGAUUACAAUCGGUUACACUAUCACUGCAUCUAUCAGCAUGGUGGCGGUGAAAAGGUCAAAUUGUUUUCACAAACAUGGUCAUCAAGAUCACUGUUACAUAUCAAACUAUCCAUUGAUAAUCAUAUUUGCUUGCAUCCAAAUCGUUCUGAGUCAAAUACCAAACUUUCACGAGCUCUCUUGGCUUUCUAUAUUAGCGGCAAUCAUGUCCUUUGCUUACUCUUCUAUAGGAGUAGGCCUCUCUGUGGCUAAAGUUGCAGAUGGUGGAGCACAUGCAAGGACUUCGUUAACAGGAGUGACAGUUGGGGUGGACGUGUCAGGAACUGAGAAAGUUUGGAAGACUUUCCAAGCCAUUGGGGAUAUUGCUUUUGCUUAUGCCUACUCCACAGUGCUCGUCGAAAUACAGGACACACUAAAAGCAGGUCCUCCAGAGAACAAAGCCAUGAAGAAAGCUACCUUAGUUGGGAUAUUGACCACCACUUUGUUCUAUGUCCUUUGCGGCUGUGUUGGUUAUGCAGCGUUUGGUAACAAUGCACCAGGAAAUUUCCUCACUGGGUUUGGAUUCUAUGAACCCUUUUGGCUUAUUGACUUUGCCAACGUGUGCAUAGCUGUCCAUCUAAUUGGAGCGUAUCAGGUCUUCUGCCAACCCAUUUUCGGAUUUGUAGAAAGCAAGUGCUACAACAGGUGGCCGGAAAACAAAUUCAUAACAAAAGAAUACGCGGUCAAAAUCCCAUUCCACGGCAUUUACUAUAUCAAUUUCUUCAGGUUGGUUUGGAGAAGUUUGUACGUAAUAUUCACAGCGAUUGUGGCGAUGAUAUUUCCUUUCUUCAACGACUUCGUGGGGUUACUUGGAGCAGCAUCUUUCUAUCCACUGACAGUGUAUUUUCCAAUUGAGAUGUACAUUGCUCAGGCAAAACCACCAAAAUACUCAUUGACUUGGAUUUGGCUAAAGAUUUUGACCUGGGUAUGUUUGAUCGUGUCAAUUGUAGCAGCUGCAGGGUCUAUUCAAGGUCUGGCUCAAGAUGUCAAAACGUAUAAGCCCUUCAAGGUCCAGCAAUAAUUCGAGAAUAACAUAGUUUUUAUAUAUAUAGGUUCCAAGCAGUGUGUAAUAGCUUUACUUUUCUUUUCUUUUUUUCUUUUUUUCUUUUUUUUUUCUUUUUUUUGGGGGGUGGGUCAUAUAAAGUUGUUAUAUGAAAGUCUGUAUUUCAAAAAAUGAUGUUGAAAUUGUAUGGUGUUUUAGACUGGUCGAUGUUACAAGUGUAUUCGUUUCAAGUACAAAAAGGGGGGAGAAAAAAAAAAAAAAAUGCGUAAGCCUCCCCAAACUUUCUUGGAUUUAGUUGGAAGUCAAUAAUAUCAACUUCUAAGGUUUUAGUUGAAGCUAGAACCUUCAAUUAUAUGACUGUCAAAA
Molecule: messenger RNA, 2402 nt
Organism: Ziziphus jujuba (common jujube)
Lineage: Eukaryota; Viridiplantae; Streptophyta; Magnoliopsida; Rosales; Rhamnaceae
Product: amino acid permease 6
Exons: 7
Coding region: 588-2054 (488 amino acids)
Cellular component (GO): plasma membrane
Source: RefSeq, a predicted model, not a curated record